AUGCCAGCCAACUGCAUCUCCCGUUUGCUCCUCUUCGUGUCGGUGUGCGCGGUCUGGGAGGCGCUGGCCAAAUCUCUUCCAGAUCAGGGAGCACUGGUGUAUGCAGCAGUCAGCCUGUACCUGCUCGUUCAGAGGCCGGGAACUCUUAUUCUGUACGAUGACGUCCUGCAGGUGCUCUCUGGGUCUCCAGGGGCUCGUAACCAGCCGCUGGUGCAGCUCCAGAGGAAGUCCAUUCAGCUGCCGUCCAGCUCCAACUACACAGCACUCACUGCUGUGCUGACCACAGCCAGGAGCCAGUAUGAAAUCGGGGGAUUCCCCUUCCUGCUGGGCCAAGAGACCAACAGCUCAGGUGCAGAAACUGGGUGGAUGGACUUGACGGCGCUGGCAGUGGUCAGCAUUCAGCUUUUUGAUAAAGAUGGCGGCGUGAUCCGCGUUUCAGAUCCGAUCCACAUCUCUGUGCCGCUGCCAUCAGACACCCGAAACAGGAUGGCCACGAGUGUGCCCGCUUGGCUGUAUCAGCCAAAGACGGGGCUGUGGGUUCGGAACGGGACGGGCUACAUCAAAAAGGACGGGACGCAGUUUGUCUGGAACGUCGUGGUUCCUCAGAUGGGAUACUGGUUGGCUGCCUUUCCGACGUCUUCAGGUUUAGGUUUGUCUCAUCCAGGCUUGAGGGAUAUCACCACCUACCACACUCUGUUCCUGCUCUCCAUCCUGGGAUCGUUGGCCCUGCUGGUGCUCAUCCUGCUCUGUGUGCUGCUCUACUACUGCAGACGGAAGUGUCUGAAACCACGUCGACAGCAAGGCAAACCUCACACGUCCAAUCUAAACGGUGCUAAGAGAGACCAGGGCACAUCCACGUCACGGCUAAAUCUGAUCUGUGGAGGCCAUGUCGAAUCAGGCCCCUCCAAUGACAAAUCUGACUUGUCGCCAUCGCGAGACUACCAGAGUUCAAGGGAAGAUUUAACUAAGCAUGUUCCAGCCCACAUGCUGCGACACGCAAAGGGUAAAAAUGCGUCAGGUUCCCAACGGGGUGAAAGCUUCCCCAUGAAGGUUACACGUGCCACAGAGACCAACAACUUGGACAGCCCUUUGCUGCAUGACGACUACAACCGGAACUACAGCCCAAAAGACAACAAGGAGUCCGACUAUCACAGACACCACAACGCCAACGACAAUCGAGGGUACUCCUCCGAUCCCCCGUCCCCACCUCGCUUCCAAGGCUACGUCCCAAGCCAGUCCGACAAGCCUCCGGAUUAUUCCGCAGCAGCAGCAGACAGCCUUGCCCGACCUACUUCCCUCAACACCCAACCAGGUCAGAUCAUCUUUUGCAGCUCCAUUGACCAGAUGAAGGAGAACAUGUACCGCAGCAUGGUGCCAACCCUGGUUAUCCCCGCCCACUACAUGCGCCUGCCAUCUGAGUUUUCUGGCAAAGAUGGCAAGGACCAGAAGGAUCAAGACAAAGAUGGCACACAGAUGGGAGGAGGCCAGCAGCACCAUCACCACCACUCCCAGAAACAAGGCCAGCAGCAGCAACAGCAAGGAGGAUCUCAAGGCGACGACUCUGAGGAACCGAGCUGGGCAUCUGACUCGUCCGGGGGACCUGUGACCAUCCCAGUGCUAUUCAACGAUUCCACCAUGGCUCAAAUGAACGGGGAACUGCAAGCUCUGACAGAGAAGAAGCUCCUGGAACUUGGAGUUAAACAACACCCGAGGGCGUGGUUCAUCUCUCUUGAUGGUCGAGCUAACGCUCACGUGCGCCACUCCUACAUAGAUGUUGGGAAUGACCUCAGUGGCGGUGGUGGAUUCGGAGGUGGCUCCAGCAGCACUCCCCGGGAUGUCAACCUGGAACCGCCUCUUGAGGCCCAAGAGCGAAAAUCAGCUGGAAUUAGAAAGGGAAAAGAUGAGCGCUGGGGAACGGGAGGACGGAAAGGCCACGGUGUUAGCAGCAGCGGCGGGAAGAGUUACUCCAAGCUGGCCUACCCGGACCACAGCGAGCCCAGCAGCAGUGAGGGACGUCCCGUCUCUCCCGAGGAGAACUCCCUAACCCCUCUUCUGGACGAAGGCCCAUCCUCCCGAGGAUCCACCAUCCCUAGAAGAGGACGCAGCCGCGUGAACAGCAGCCGCAGCAGCAACAGCGAGAACCGCCGCGACUCCAUGACCAGCCCAGAGGAUGAUUCCGAGGACAAAGAUGAGAACAAGAAGAGCCCCUGGCAGAAGAUCGAAGACAGGCCUCUGAUGGUCUUCCACCCCAGGAAGUGAGCUUUUUGAAUGAACACUGGAACUAUAACAGCCUUGUGAAAGAGGAGUCUUUCACAUCACCGAGAGGGAGGUCACAAUAAGCACAGCCACUGCUUCACCAAUCCAUAUCCAGGUUGUUGUUUGACCUUUGUGUUUGCCAGUUACUCUCGUAGCCUCACUGUCAGUUAAUCCCUCUGGUUUCCACUGAGUCGUAGAUUGAAAUCUGUCCAGUUUAUUGUGAACCCCGUCUUCAAUCACCUGUCACUGAACCAUGGUCUGAGCCAUUGCACAUACUGACUGUGGAAAUAGCCAUUUUAUAGAGCAAAAUAUAAGAAUAGAGCACUUGCUAAUAAUUUGAUAACUUAUUGAUUGAUACUUACAGAAUAUUUGGAAGUGGGUGGCAUUUUUUUAUGGGACUGAUGGGAAUUUUUGGCAAAUUAGGCUUUUUUCCCUGGACUAAUUCUACCCAAAUGCUCACAAUGACUGUAGGAGAUGUGAGCUUCUUUUUUCUUCUCUACCCCGAAACAGCUUCCCUGUCUGAAGAAGUUGUGAAAGUUUGUCCUUGAGCUCUUGUGAACAGAUUACAGAAAUAUUAUAAAGUCCAACGUGCAACUUGCAUUUUGCUCCUUCAGGGAUGUUCUUGAUUUCCUCUUCCUCCUGUACUGUGUUCAUGUGUUGUAAUUACCUACUCAAAUAGUAAUGAUUUGAACUGUUCAGCAUCAUCUCCAUCUUCUCUGUAAUAUCACAGUGAUCUACUGUACAAUUUUGCCAAAAGUACGCAUUUCUGCCUUUCUUCUCUUGGUGAGAGUUUUGGCCAGCAGAGACUUUGUUGCAUUUGGGUCAUUCCAGUAAAAAUCAAUCAGUGCCUCCCACCUGACCCUGUUUGAAUCAGCAGAUUUUUUUUAUACAACAACUUUAGCAUCUGUAAUAAAGGAAUGUAACGUUUCACCUUAAUACUGUGGAUAUUUUCACAGUUAUAAGCCCUCAAAUUACCUAAGAGUGGUUUAAAAUUCAGCUCUUUUUAAUUCACAUUAAAGCUCUGUUAAAAACGUCAAUUUCACACCCACUCUGUCACAACCCAAAGGGUCUCAGGACGAGUGGAUGCUCUGAGUAUAGGUCAACAUAUGAGAACACUUGCGCUGAACAAAAGUAAUGGCCAAAGAAAAUCUGGAGACCCUCAAGGAAUUUGAAAAACUUUUUUAGAACCUAAAAUUGUUGGAUAAAUGUGAUUUAUCCAAAUGAUUAAACACAGUAUGUGAGCACCAAUGUCAUUUCUUGAUUCCACAACUGUGCGCUACAUUCAGGUGUGUUGAAAGAUCACUGUGUAGGAAUCACAGUUGGAAGAUGAGCCUGAUAUAGAGACGUAAAUGGUAAAUGGCCUGUAUUUAUAUAGCGCUUUACUAGUCCCUAAGGACCCCAAAGCGCUUUAUAUAUCCAGUCAUCCACCCAUUCACACACAGGUGAUGGCAAGCUACAUUGUAGCCGC
Molecule: messenger RNA, 3724 nt
Organism: Neolamprologus brichardi
Lineage: Eukaryota; Metazoa; Chordata; Actinopteri; Cichliformes; Cichlidae
Source: RefSeq, a predicted model, not a curated record